AGCCCAGCCGUAGCCGUUCAUGGCGCGGAUUCAUUACUGCGUGACUGUCGUGGGAAAUCUAGUUUAUAAAAGAAAUUUAUUUCAUUUUUACGCAAAAAUGACCUCACCAGCAAAGAAACCUAAACUUACAGAUGUCGCGGCCUCUAACAGCGCCGAGUCCAACUCAAGUGUAGAAGAGUUUAUGAAAAAAUUACAACAGACACGAGAGGAUACCGCGGAAUCAAUUUUAAAGUUCAAAUUUAAUAAAAAUCGUGUAAGAAUCGUAUCUCAAGAGCAAAUGGUGCCCGAUAGUUGUGAGGGUAUCGUAUAUUGGAUGUCUAGAGACAGCAGGGUACAAGAUAAUUGGGCUUUUCUUUUCGCACAAAAACUUGCAUUGAAGAAUAAAGUACCGCUGCAUGUGUGCUUUUGUAUUAUCGCCAAGUAUUUGGACGCUUCUGUGAGACAGUUUCAUUUUUUAUUGAAAGGACUAGAAAAAGUGGCCGCGGAUUGUAAAAAGCUGAACAUAUCCUUCCAUCUACUGGAAGGCAGCGGAGCAGAGGCGCUGCCAGAGUGGAUCGUAGAGCACAAUAUUGGAGCUGUGGUGUGUGACUUCAAUCCUUUGAGAACCCCUAUGAGUUGGCUGGAGGGUCUAAAGGAGAAACUUAAGAAAGAUGUGCCAUUGAUUCAGGUAGAUGCCCACAACAUAGUCCCAUGUUGGGUGGCGUCAGACAAGCAGGAGUACUCAGCUAGAACAAUCCGGAACAAAAUCAACUCAAAACUUGCAGAAUAUCUCACGGAGUUUCCACCAGUCAUCAAGCAUCCUUAUAUCAGCACGUUUGAGCCUGAGCCAAUAGAUUGGGACAAAGCCAUAGAAACUAGAGAGGCAGACAAGACAGUAGGUCCAGUGGAUUGGGCCAAACCGGGCUAUGAUGAAGCUGUGAAAAUGCUAAAAAGUUUCAUUGAGAAGAGACUUAAAAUAUUUGCUACUAAAAGGAACGAUCCUACACAGGAUGCUUUGAGCAAUUUGUCGCCUUGGUUUCAUUUUGGACAAAUCUCAGUACAGCGGGUGGCCCUUUGCGUGCAGGAAUACAAAUCUAAACACACAGAGAGCGUGAACGCGUUCCUCGAAGAAGCGAUCGUGAGGCGCGAGUUAGCCGAUAACUUUUGCUUCUACUGUGAAUUCUAUGACAGCUUGAAAGGUGCUAGCGAUUGGGCUAAGAAGACUUUGGAUACCCAUAGAAAAGACAAACGCACUCAUAUCUACACGCUAGACCAGCUAUCAAAAGCCGAAACACACGACGACCUUUGGAACUCUGCUCAAAUACAACUGGUGAAAGAAGGAAAGAUGCACGGAUUUUUACGAAUGUACUGGUGUAAAAAGAUCUUAGAAUGGACGGAGAGUCCGGAGGAUGCACUGAAAUAUGCCAUUUAUUUAAAUGACCAUUAUAGUAUUGAUGGGAGAGACCCCAAUGGAUAUGUUGGCUGCAUGUGGUCAAUAUGCGGGAUCCACGAUCAAGGCUGGGCGGAACGCGCGGUGUUCGGCAAAAUACGAUAUAUGAACUACGAAGGAUGCAAACGCAAGUUUGAUAUUAAGACAUUCAUCGCCCGAUACGGAGGAAAGGUUCAUAAGUAUACGCCUAAGAAGUAAGAAUUGUGGUAUAUACGUUGUGUACCUUAUUAAAAGUACAAAUUGAAAAAUCCCCCUAUUUUCACAGACUUACCGCUUAAGUGAGCUAUCUCAGGAACCGAUUCUGUUAAGCGGUAGGCCUGUAAUUUGCUCUUAGGUUUAUAAGCAUGAAAACAGUUCAAUUUAUAUUUUUUUUACUUAUAAGGAUACGGAAUUGAAGCGAAUUAGGGUUGUUGCAAAUAUCAGCAUCCACAUACACGUCUGCGGAUUUUAAAAUAAAAAUGCUGAAAUUAAAAUAUCCGCAUCAGCCUCCGCAUUGAUCGAUGCCGGUAUUCAAUGCGGAUAUUCGCUUCGUGACAUUACCUAAAAGGUUACCGCAGUCUAAAAUAAUUUACAAACCAUCCAGAAACAGUCGUUGUUACCUUUGAUACUAUUGCAGUAUGAUUAAACUAAGUAGAU
Hyposmocoma kahamanoa is the source of this 2065-nucleotide messenger RNA. RefSeq names its product deoxyribodipyrimidine photo-lyase (gene phr). Gene Ontology annotation, biological process: photoreactive repair. The transcript has 8 exons. NCBI's taxonomy places the organism in Eukaryota, Metazoa, Arthropoda, Insecta, Lepidoptera, Cosmopterigidae. The record is from RefSeq and is a predicted model, not a curated record. The coding region runs from base 20 to 1627 and encodes 535 amino acids. Gene Ontology annotation, molecular function: deoxyribodipyrimidine photo-lyase activity.